UUAGGACAAUUAGUUUUUUCUUCGUUUGGACUGUUUUGUCAGUCGCGUAUCAGUUUCGUUAAUUAGUGUAUAAUCAGUUAAAAGUUAAAAUCAACAAUGGAUCUUAUUAUGGAUGUUACAAAGAAUUCAGAGGAGCCUGAAUGGCUAGAAAAACGUAUUACUGGUGAUCUUAGGCUUUGGCAAAUUAUGUUUCUUUGUUUGGCUGGACUAACUUGUUUAAUCGUCAUGGUUUGCUGCUGUUUCCGUUUCCGUAUCCCUCGCACUAAACAGCAGAUUGAAGCAGAUUACCAGCGCAGGAAAAUUACGUCAAAGUUUCGACAGCAGCUGGAAACCAUUCAAGAUGCGAAGAUGGAUGCAAUGUCUUUGACAGAUGCUCUGGAACUACUGCACGAGAAAACUAACAAUACCAUGGAAGGUGAUAAUCAACAGGGAUCUCAGCCUAGCUCCAUCAUGUCACCGCAACAAAGUUCCUUAGACGCGUUCCAGGGGGAAGCGGGGGCAGGGCCGAAGCCAGAGGGGCAGCAGGGGCUGAGCUUCGUGAAGUUCGCGAGUAAGGUGGCCACGCUGUCCAAGCUGGGACAGCCCAAGGCACCCGCCUCGCCCGCGCCCACAGAAAACAAGAUGGAGUUUUAAACGAUACUGCCUAUAAUACAAGCAUCCAGAAUAUACGUGCACGUAACGUAAAUGUAAUUAUUUUUUCGGAAACACUAUCAGUUGUGCCAGCACUUAGCGACUGGAUAAGGUCAAAGUGUUCGACAAAUUAACGAAAACAAAUUUUGUCGCCUUUCUGAAAAUCAAAGCUGUGUUGUAGUUUACAAUGGUUGGAUUUUGGAUGCUUGUAGAAAGCACAAUGCUGCGUGAGAGAUUAAUUCGAUGUCAAAGUUUGUAGAGCAUUUCUCUCAAACCUUCACACGGUUACACUCGAAAUUAAUGUAUUUGGAGAUAAUUUUAAUUAUAGGAACUGAUUGUAGCUUUAUAGAAUUUUCUAACGUGUAUUUGUGAUAAACAUAUUAUUAUAUUGGAAAUAUCAAUGGAAUCUCCAGUCUAAUGAAUCUAGAAGAGAUUAGAAGGAGACUAGAAGUAUAUUGUAGUGUUAUAAUAAAAAUGAAAUAAACACAUUGAAGUAAGAUGUUUUCUUUAAUCUAGAAAAUAAAAAUACAGUAUAAACGGAUUUUCGAAAUCACAAGAAUAAUUACAUAUUCACAAAUAACUUCAGUAUUCUGCAGUUUACAAAAUCUCGCGUUAAACUGACAGUAAAAACAAUGAUCAAAUUGUAAGGAAUAACUUUAAAGCAACAUUUAACUUACAUUUUAUAAUACAUAAAUAA
Molecule: messenger RNA, 1327 nt
Organism: Ostrinia furnacalis (Asian corn borer)
Lineage: Eukaryota; Metazoa; Arthropoda; Insecta; Lepidoptera; Crambidae
Exons: 4
Coding region: 97-633 (178 amino acids)
Source: RefSeq, a predicted model, not a curated record